AUGAAGUUUUCUGCUAGUAGCAUCAUUACUCUUCUCGCUAUUGCAGCUACCGACGUCGUUGCUGCGCCUGCCACUGGCGGAGGCAGCGUUGACCCAGUGUCCGAGACAGCUCCAGACUCAACACCUGCUUUCUUCUCUACUGAAGAAGAGCCAAUGGACGACAACGACGGCGGCGACGAGCCUGUCCUUCGCGGUGCACUGGCAUGCCACGGCGCCGGCACCCUUGUACGCAAAGAUGCAUCAGAGGGGCAGACAUUCAGUGCCAGAGAGCUUGUUCCUAAGCACACGCUUCAGCGGCACCAGCACAAAAGCAGGCUAGUAGUCGGCAGCGAGUACAUAGGCGAGGAACCAUGA
Molecule: messenger RNA, 354 nt
Organism: Akanthomyces muscarius
Lineage: Eukaryota; Fungi; Ascomycota; Sordariomycetes; Hypocreales; Cordycipitaceae
Exons: 4
Coding region: 1-354 (117 amino acids)
Source: RefSeq, a predicted model, not a curated record